Molecule: messenger RNA, 2903 nt
Organism: Thalassophryne amazonica
Lineage: Eukaryota; Metazoa; Chordata; Actinopteri; Batrachoidiformes; Batrachoididae
Gene: engase
Product: endo-beta-N-acetylglucosaminidase
Exons: 14
Coding region: 153-2339 (728 amino acids)
Biological process (GO): protein deglycosylation
Cellular component (GO): cytoplasm
Molecular function (GO): mannosyl-glycoprotein endo-beta-N-acetylglucosaminidase activity
Source: RefSeq, a predicted model, not a curated record
AUUUGUUACUUUUCAGUCGGCUCAAGUCUGAUGCGUGAAAACCGAUGACGUCUCAACACAUUCCCAUUAUAUAUUAAAAAUAUUUUCAGUAGGAGCCGACCAGAAGAUUUUUGGAGGGGGGGCAGUAAAUAUUUGAAAAAAAAAAUCUGUCUAUGAUAAAGUUUGUCAUCGAGCUUCAAGAAAUGGCUGGAAAGAAGUCUUCUCUGCGGAAACAACAGCAUGGAGAGGAUGACGAUGAUCCCAUGAAGGACAAAACACAACCCAGCGGGUUGGAGUCAUGUUUGGAUCAACCCAUGGAUUCAAGCAGCAUCCAUGAAGUCAUCAAGUACAUACCAUCAUCGCUAUCAGACAAACAUUAUGAUGCUGAUACCACCGAACCAAUCAGCUGUGGUCUUCAGACAUUGGAGGAGCUGUUGUCAUGGAAACGGAGUGAGGCAAACCCCUUAAAUGUGGCAAUUGUCCCUUUGGCACCUCGGGAGCCUCCUUUGGCCAGGUGUCCACGACGGACCCUUGUAUCUCAUGAUAUGAUGGGUGGAUAUAUAGAUGACAGGUUUGCCCAGGGGACAAACUCAGAAGCUCCCUAUGCCUUCUACCACUGGCAGUAUAUUGAUAUCUUCAACUACUUCACACAUAAAUUGGUGACUGUUCCUCCAGUUGUGUGGACAAAUGCUGCACAUAAACAUGGAGUUGCUGUCUUGGGAACGUUCAUCACGGAGUGGACUGACGGAGCCGCUGUGUGCGAGGCCUUCCUGAAAGGGGAGGAAUCUUACCGAUCAGUGGCCGAUAAGCUCGUCCAGAUCAGUUGUUAUUAUGGCUUUGAUGGCUGGCUCAUUAACAUCGAGAACACCCUGAGUGAGGCUGCAGUGAAGAACAUGCCUUUGUUCCUGCGCUACCUGACAGACCAGAUGCAUGAGCGAGUCCCCGGUAGCCUGAUUGUGUGGUAUGACAGCGUGAUAGCAAGUGGACAGCUAAAAUGGCAGAAUGAACUUAAUGAGUCCAACAGGAUGUUUUUUAAUGCAUGUGAUGGUUUUUUCACCAAUUACAACUGGACGGAGCAGAGUUUGGAGUCGAUGAGCAACUACAGCAUGGUCCAAGGUCGCCAGGCUGACAUCUAUAUUGGGGUGGAUGUGUUUGCCCGAGGCGAUGUGGUGGGAGGCGAGUUUGAAACAAAUAAGGCUUUGGAAGUCAUUCGGAAGCACAACUUCUCUGCAGCUAUAUUUGCUCCUGGCUGGGUGUACGAAUGCCACGCUAAGAAGGAAUUUCGGAAGAAUCAGGACAAGUUCUGGUCUUUGCUGUCAGAAUACCUGUACAUCCACCGGCAAACAUCUCUACCUUUUAUUAGUUCCUUUUGCCAGGGCUUUGGGAAAUCUCUGUACUGGAGGGGACAGAAAGAGGUAAAAAAGAACUGGUUCAACCUGAGUGCGCAGGAGCUCCAGCCUUUGUACCUCAAUAUGGAGAUCAAUGAGGGAGGUUGGUGGAGGAGUCACGGCUGCCCAGAGGAUGCUUGGAACGGGGGCUGCUCACUGUUUCUCGAGGGCCUCAUUCCUGCUACUUACACAUUACCAGUUUGUACCAAGAUCUUCUCCCUCCAUUUACCUCUUGCAGCCAAGACCCUAGUAGUGUUCAUCUAUAAGCAAUCGAAUGGAAUCUCAGUCUCCCUGAAACUGAAUAUAACAGAUGUCAGUCUUUGCACAUAUGGGGACAUACAAGAUGUCAACUUUACUAGUGUGCUUCCUGUGCCGCUGGAUGAAGACCACCAGCUGGUGAGCCAGGUUUCAAAGAUAUGUGGUGGAUUAAAUCCAGGUGGAUGGAGUGUCAGGUGUUCACUGUUGGAGUUGCACGGUUGUGCUCUUCGUGAAGUCUGUGUCAAUAUCCAGCGGGAUGGAGAGCCCAAAGAUACGCCCUUCAGCUGCAGGCUGGGAGAAAUCAUGAUCUUGGAUGCAGCCAGUCUUCAGAUGCCCACUGAGCAGGUUCAGGGUUUGUGCAUUUAUGACAUUGUGUGGCUACGUGGUGUUGGUCCGUCAUCAGAAUCUACCUCCCCCCUUCUACAUCUCAAUGCCACCCUACACUGGGACUACCCUGCUGAGCUUGUGCGGCACUACAGAGUGUACUGGCGACGACUGAGAGGACAUGAUCCCCGAGUCCCAGCAGGUCAGCUGGGCUUAGUGGCCCGGGCAUACGGAAAUCUGUUUAGGGUGACAGAACUCGUGGUCCCAGAGCCCCCCUGCCUGAUAGAGCUUGUGGUUGAGCCGGUGACCAAGAAGGGCUUCCCAGUCCCUGAAAGCUACUGGGGAAGAAGACGUCUCAGCUACACAGAGGACCAGAUGGUGAACAUGUGAAUAGCAUCAGGCUGCUUCUCCUGAGCUUCAUAUUAAAUGAUGCUACAAUACAAUAACUUACCUCUGACUCGAAACACAAGGUGAUGGUACGUGUAAGCAUAUCAAGACAGUAAAGGCUAUAGCAAGGUGACAUUUGACCACAGUGACCUUGACCUUCACUCAAUUGAGUGACCUCUGGCUGACCUUGCCAGGGCAAUUCUGUAAUCCACCUGUGUGCACCAUGUUUGGGCCAAAUUGGGUUGAAAAUCAAAUUUCUUGACCUUAACCUUUGCCCAAACAAAACUUUUAAUGCCAAUUUUGGAGCCAACUUUCAAUGACAUAGAAAGAUACAACACAAACAAAUGUUUCUCUAAUUAUAGUAGCAUUUCAGUAUUUUUUUUUAGUUGCCUUUCUCUUUGGAUUAAUUUUUUUCUUGGCUUAAAUGGCAAGAGAAAAAAUUGAAGUGCUUCUGAAUGACCAGUUAUUUGCACCUUGAUUUGUUUCAGGAACAAAUCUUGAAUCUUGACCAAAAAAAAAAAGUCCCUGAUAUGAAAAAGAUCUUUUGCUUUAAAAUGACACAUGUUG